GAUAGUGACCGCGCGUACCUUACGGUUACACACAUGUUCCAGUCUCUCGGCUCGCCUCAUUCGGUUCGGUAUGGUUUUUCGAUCUGUCAGCGAACGUCCGCCUGUUCCAGAGUGCACUCUUCCCCCCACGCAAGUGCUGGAUUUGUGACUGUUGAUAGUGCUCGGGGGACCAUCAUCGGAUCAUUGCAGUGGCUAAGGACACUAGGGACGCACCAGUGACCGUAUCCGUUUCCGCAACCUCCGGAUCCCUAAGUGGCAUUGUUGAAUAGAUUGAAGUGCCGUGAUCUCGUCGUCGCUAGUAUAGCACCCGAUAAGCGCUGAACUUGGAGCGGACGAUAAUCUGAGGAAAAUUCGAUCCGAGGAAGAAGCACAAUCCGACAGCUAUCAUACCGAUGGAGAGAGCGUGAGUGAGAAGAGGGAGUGCAAGUGUUAUUUUCCACGGAGGCCAUCGCUAAGUGUCACUCGCCGCCCGUUUUGCUCUUCUUUUGCCAUCUUCCCUGGUUGGGCUGGUUUGUGUGAGUCUGGGUUCUGUUUCUCUCGCUUCAUUUUUUCCACUUCUUGACAACAAUUGUUUUGUUUUAUACCACCGUCAUCAUAAGCGGCGGGAUUCAGUGAUAAACAAAAGACCUCUCAUGCGAUUAGUACCGACAUUCGAAGAUACUCAGCGCUGCCGUGCUUUUGAAUUUUUGAUGAAACUUUUCCCAUAGAAACACAGGGCUGCUAGAUAGGAGAAAGUCGAUUCUAUCCGAUUGCCAUCGAAUUUAAAUAUUUAAUCAUGGUCAAAGUUCAGCAGAAAUUUUUUGUUUAACUAAGCGACCCUAAGUGUAUGCUGCAUGAUAUGCUAGAAGAGCCAAUAUUGCGCGCUCUGCACUUCACGAGCACUCGAAUGGUAACAUAUGCAACUUGCACAAAUUUGGCAAACGACUGCCAGUACAAAUCAACAGCUAAACAACAAUCCAAGUGAGCUGCACAGCUGCUAAUAUACCAAGCAACAGGACGCCAUCACCACAAGCACUCACAGAUAAAGGACACUUAAUCAUCAUCACAGUGUGAAUCGAGAACUGAAAAAAAAGACAGCUAGCCAUGGAUCGCAAACUAUUGUAUGCCUUUCGAGGCUGGAUAGCUUUCGUGGCCUUCAUGGACCUGGGGACGGCCGUUCGAUGUUACAUCGAACGAAGGAGCUUUCUGGGGGAGCACUCGGACACGCAGUUUAUCGAAGGAGACUACACUAUCUCUAGGAUAUUGGGUAUUUAUUGCAUUCUCAAGGCAGUCGCGCUGGUUCACUGCACACUGUAUAUACACUACAAGCCUGUCGUUAGCAUGGGCGGCUGCUCACUUGCCAUCACGAUGAUGCUCUACAUUACCGAGGCCUUGUAUUUCCGCUCGACGACGCUAAACUUUUAUGUUAUCUUUCCGUGCAUCCUAAACUCAAUGACGCUGCUUGGUUUGAUGUACAUUCCCCGGCGGCUUCGGCUGUGGGAGCAUCGGCCCUCGGAUAAUGAUGAUGAAAACUCGCAGCUCCUGAAACAGAUGGGUGGCUUCAAGAAACGAUCCAGAGCACACAAAAAUAAAACGCCCUGAAUCUUCGGGAUGGUCUAGCGUUGUGUGGCGGUGGAGAUGAUAGAAAGAUAAGUCGAGUUGAGCUCCAAUGUGAGCAGGACAGGGGAAACAAAAAUAUCACUUCUAGAAAGAUAAUAGCUUGUCUCAGAAGAAUAAAGUUCUUUAAAACAAAUGAGUCGAUUCCUUGCGGCAAACGAAAAAGACAGUACUACCAAACGAGCAAAAAGCAAAACAAAGAACGGCAAAACAGAAACAUAAUGUGAAAAUGAAAAGCUUUAAUACAUUUAUAUGAAGAAAAAACACAAAGCGAACUUGUCUAAUUGAAUUCAAUCGAAAAUAAUUAACUAGCAUCAAUUCGUAGGUUAAAUUUAUAGCUAUAAUGAAAUCAAUUGAAAUGAGUUGACAUGGCAUCGUACCUUAUCGUACAACAUCAAAAUAAUAUAGUUGAACGGAGAAAAACAGAGAAAUGUCAUUUAUAAGCUACUGUUAGGGGUCGUUAAUUGGAAAUCGCUUCAAUGCACUAUCCAUAUGGGUAAAAACUCAAUCACGCGGCUGAAAAUAACGAUAAAACAGUAAAACAACAACAAAUGAAACCAAAAGCAAAACAGAUACCUAUCGGAGCAUAGUGAACGGCAUAGCCAUAUUUUAUCUCGGGAAUUUACCCAUUUCUUUUAACCUUCUGUAUGCUAUAAUAAGACUUUUCAUUUGGAAAAGUAAUAAUAAUUGUAACGAACGACCCAAAAACUGGAACACUUUCUCUCUAGAAGUUAAUCAUGAUGCAAUCAAACGACGUCUCGAAUGUUUUUAUAGUACAGCUUUAGAGGCCUCAAACAAUCCUCAUGACAUUUUUCUAACUCAUUCUAGAAUCGACUAAAUUUGUAGACUGGCAAAUAAACAAACAUUUCUUAUACCAGACGACCUCGAAAGAAGGAGGUGGUAAAUGAUACACAAUUAUUUAGAGAGGUUAACAGUUGGGCUAACUAAUUUUAAAAACCAGAGCAAGCUAUGUUGCCAAAAAGUUAUCGAAACUGUAUUUGCCAACGGUAACAACAAAAAAAAAACAACAGGAAACACAAACAGGUUUUUAGCUCAAGAGAAUAAUAGAUGAUACGUAGUCGUCGCAUUCGCAUUCUUAUCCUAGCUCAAACGAGCAGCCAAAAUACGCGGAACAGUGUCCUUUUGUGAUGGUCGUUGUUGAAAAAUGAGGUGAUGUGGUGGCCAUGUUUGAGAUUGUCUCGAUUCCCGAUGUUUGUACAUUCAAAUCAAUAUUUUGUGUCGGUUAUAUUAUGAACAUAAUCGUUGGAAGAAAUUGUCACAGUUUAUCAAAAAAUGGUGCUUACUAUGGUAAAUGAUGUUGGUUUGUCCAGUCGAAAAUAUGUUCUUGGUUCGUCCACUUUGCUCUAGUUCAGCGCACUUGUGCCAAAUAAGGUAAUCAAAAGCUCCAAAACAUAUAAAUUAAAUUGUCUUUUUCAUGAUUUACAGUAAUUUUACAGGAUAUUUUUACGGAUUCACAUGUUUUCAAGGUUUUUAAAAUCUUCCUUCUAUUGGUGUCAAUGCGCCCCUCAUUUGAGCUAACUUUUAAUCAAUCACCAGGGCCCUGUUGCAUAAUCAGCCUCAUAAUAUUAGUUACAAGUUACAAGUCUAGAAGCUACAAGUUCUAAUAUUUUGCGUUGCAUAAUAAUCAUACAUCGGACUAAUAAUAUUAGUACUUGUUUUAUUAGUAACGCGUCAUUAUUUUAUUAGUAACGUCAAAGUCAAUAUUUUUGUUUAUGGAUAUUAUGGUUUUCCCACUGUUGAUAUGCUAAUUCUCUGACAUAGCCCAGAAUCAUUGCAUUGGCAUUGGCGAGCCAAUGUAAGGUUGUACUCAAUUGGUGGUGUAACUUGAGUGCGUCUCAACGAUUUUAAAGCUCGAUGUAAGGGCCAUUUACUCGCAAAAUUUUCUCUACCUUCGCAGGAGUCAUUCGAAAUGCUACAAAAAAUUAGCUUUAUGAUGAAAAGUGAAAUUUAUUUUCGGUGCGUAAUAUUUCCUUCUACGGCAUUUUUAUUUAUAAAAAAACAACCUUUUUCGUUUCUUGAUUUAUCUAAAACGUUGAAAAGGUAUAUUUCUAUACUCGAAAAAUUCAAACGAAAAGUCGAUCAUUUAAAAAAACGAACUUGUGAAUAAAAUUACGGGUCAACUCGAAGUUAUAAAAAAAAGUACAGAUCGAAACUAAUAACUUGCUGUUGUAUUUUGUUUAUGCAACAUUCACUUGUGAUAUGUAAUAUGUAACACUAAUAAUAUUAGUGUAAACAACUUGUAACAUUAGAAUUGUAGAUUUGUACUUCUAUAUUCAUUAUGUAACAGGAAUCUACAAGUUACAAGACUAAUAUUAAUAGUGAAAUUCCGAUUAAGCAACAGAGCCCAGAUGAUUAUUUGGUACGUAUUCAGACCUUUUCUGGAUUAUAACACCUUCAAUUAUUGUAAACAUCAUGCUUACAGACCAUUUGUAUCAGAUUUAUUUAUUAAUGUACCUCGAUGACAUCAGUUAUGAUCAUGGUUUGUUUAUGAUCAUAACUGGAACCCGAUGUAUUGGCUCCUGUCAGUUCAAUAGAAGUUCAAUCUGGACGUGACCUUCGUGGUUGAGUGCUGUUCACCUUUAAAAUUCCCAAGAAAUUGCAAUAUUCUGAAGAAAGCCUAAAUUAUGAAUUGAUCAAUAUGAUGACAGUAAACUCAGAACAAUGAGAAAUGCAAUAGCUACUUAAAAUUCGAAUACCUUCGUUCAAAAAUGGUGGUUUUUGAAACCGAACAAACCAUGAUCAUUUUUCGGACACACAACGAUCAGAGGUUGGCAAACCAUGAUCAUAAUUUCUCUUUGAAGAAAAUUGUACAAAAAUAUAAUAAUUUAAAGGUUUUAUUAUUAGCAACUAGAGACAUUAGGCUUUUCAACAACCCCCAAACUUGUCUUGAUCACAUGUGAUUUUCAUGAAGAAAAAUCAAUUUGCAUUUACUAGUUGUGUGAAACACUCAAAAUUGGUCAAACCAAUAUCAUUUACCCUACAAUCAGAUGUUUCCAAGUUGUUUUUUGUUUUCAUCCAGAAUAUAUAUACAGUGACUCAAAUCCGUACUCGUACCCACCAUGCAAAACUCUUUUCCCUUCUUUUGAAAGUCGAAAACAACCUUUCGGAACAUUCUAUUUAGAAAAAGUCAUAGUGUUAUACGAGAGUUAAAAGGUUUGCUAUCUGUUUUCAGAGUAAUCGUUCUUAAUUUUCUAAGAAUGGCGAAUGUAUGUGCUAAUUUAUGAAAAUUGACUCAAACUCAUAUUCGUACGCUGGUUCAAAUGUCAACUCGAUUUCGAAGGCGUUGUUCAAUUUCACAAUUCCAUCAGUAGUAUGGUAUCCCUUGUUCAUUGCAACUAUCUUUAGCUGUCUUUAGCCGUUAUUUACGUGUUUUUUUUGUGUAUUCGAAAGGAAUAUCUAACAAUUAUUUCAUCAAGUAGUUAUUAAAACCGAUAUUUUUAGAAAUUGGUUUCUGAAUUUCUAAAUUUCCUACACAGAUAACUUCCUUAGUUUUUUACUGGGAAUGAUGUCGGAAGAUUGUGGAGGGAUAUCAAUAACUUUUGAGCAAUUGUAAUGUAACCAUGUGCGAACUUUAUAUGUCUUGUGCUCUAAGGUAUUGUCUUGAUAAAACAUGAAGCCUCGAUUCCAUUCCAUUAUAUUGACAUUUUGCUUCAAAUUUCCCUUCAGGGUGUUCAAGCAGACAUUCUUGUCCAUUUCACACUCGAUAAAAAAAAACAAAUUAAGCAACAAAAAGUUUGUAAUGUGCCUAGGAAGUGCAAUUUGAAUGCCCGAGCACAGAGGGACAAACCGUUUCUCAACAAAAAAAAACUCAGUAACUCCAAUGUGAUUUUUCCAAAUAACAUGAAACACACCAAUGUCUUACUGGUAAGAUGUUACUUCCGUAGAUGGGUCCAAAUUUAAUAUUUUUGACUCCGAUGGUUAUCGUUUCGAAUGGAGGAAGCCAAACGAUCAAUUAAAUGUAAAAAUCUGAAAGCAACGUUUAAACAUGGUGGUGGUGGAAGGAUGGUAUGAGGGUGCAUGUAUAGGCACUUUGGUUUUCAUCGAUGGUGUAAUGGAUCAGAAUGUUCAUCCUGAAGGAAAAUAUGAAGCAAAAUGUCAACAAAAUGGAAUGGAAUCGAGGAUUCAAGUUUUACUACGACAAUGACCCAGAGCAUAGGGCAUGUAAAGUUCGCACAUGGUUACAUUACAAUUGCUCAAAGGUUAUUAAUAUUCCUCCACAAUCUCCCGACAUCAAUCCCAGUAAAAAAUCAAGGAAGUUAUCUGGUUAGGAGAUUUAGAAACCAUAAAAUAACGGUUUUAAAAAAACACUUGAUGAAAAAAUGAAUGAAUAUACCUUCCGGAUACACCAAAAAAACUCGUAGAUAACGGCUAAAUACAGCCAAAGAUUGUUACAAUGAACAAAGGAUUCCAUUCUAAUGAUUGAAUUUUGAAAAUGGUCAACGGCUUCGGUAUCGAGUUGAAAUUUUCAACCAGCGUACGAAUAUGAGUUUGAAUCAAUUUUCAUACAUCAUCACAUACAUUCGCCAUUUUUAAAGAAAUAAAAACCAUUCUUCCAUUCAACAGAUAGCAAACCUUUUAGCUACCAUAUGACACUAUGACUUUAUCUAAAUAUAAUGUUCCGAAAGCUUGUUUUAGACUUUCAAAAGAAAGGAAAAGAGAUCUGCAUGGUGGAGUACGAUUAAGGAUUUGAGUCACUAUAUAUAUAUUUAUGUUAAGGCUCAUAUGGCGUUAGCCUGACGGGGCCGGGGGUACAAUAUUUUGACAAUAUUUGUCAUAUGCUAUGUUGAUAAUAUGUAACCGAUUGCUCGCGGUUGGCUCGAAGUUAAGGCUGAUUUAGACGGUGCCAGUCAACGCGCUAGUAGAAGAAUCCAAUCACUAGAGUCUAGUUAUUAGAGCCAUGUAAACACCCGGCUCCAGUUACUUGCGCAAAUAUCGCACAAAUAAUUGGCCACGCCAGCGAAUAGAAAAUUUUCUAGAUACUGGCGCCCAUAGAUAAAUGACAAUUGCUUCCAAACAGUGCGUCAUAUUAGACAUUUGUGUGAAAUCGAAAUGCCAGGUAGUUUCAGUGUUGCCACAUAUUUAUUUGUACUGGAAGGGGAAAAUCUUUUUCGGCUAUGGUGAAGACAAUUAUUAAACGGUGUUAUUUGGCUUGCUCUGUAAUUUGUAUGUUUGUAUGUUUGUAACAUGUUUGUUUGUAGCGCUUUACCGCAUUAAAAGAAAUUUAUCUCUUCCUGUUGACCGAUUGGUAUGAAAUUUGGAACACAUUUUUAACUCUGCAGUCAUUAUAAAACUGGGUAUUUCAUUAUUUAAAAAAUCCAAGAUGGCGGCUGCUACAAAAUGGCGGAUUACAUAUUUUCUCAAAACCCUAUAAACAUGGGUAUCAAAUCAAAGGGCUUGACUUGUAUAACACAGUUAUGCAUGAGGAAUGCAAAUCCAAAAUCGCCUCAACAAAACGGUGGUUCACAUAUUUUCUCAAAACCCGGUCAAUAUUGGUAUCAAAUGAAAGGGCUUGACUAGUAGAACACAGUUAUUCAUGAGAAAUGCAAAUCCAAAAUGGCCGCCACCAUAAAAUGGCGGAUCACAUAUUUUCUCAAAACCCUAUCAAUAUGGGUAUCAAAUGAAAGGGCUUAACUAGUAGAACACAGUUAUUCAAGAGAAAUGCAAAUCCAACAUGGCCGCCACCACAAAACGGUCGUUCACAUAUUUUCUCAAAACCCUUUUAAUAUGGGUAUCAAAUGAAAGGGCUUGGCUAGUAGAAUACAGUUAUCUAUGAAAAAUACAAAUCUAAAAUGGCGGCCAAUGGUAGAUUACAUAUUUUCAGAAAUUUAUGGAAAAUUAUGAAAAAUGUAAAUCCAAAAUGACCGCCAUCAUAAAAUAGCGCCAUGUUUUUUCAAAGCCCAUCAAUAUGGGUAUCAAAUGAAUGUGCUCGACUGGUAGAACACAGUAGAUCAUGAAAAAUCCCAACAAACAUCGAAACAUACCUUUAAUUCUACUGUCAUUAUAAAACUGCGUAUUCCAUGUUCAUGGAAAAUUUGAUUUGGCCGCCGCUAGAAAAUGGCAUUUUGGAUUUGCAUUCCUCAUGAAUAAUUGUGUUCUACUAGCCAAGCCCUUUCAUUUAAUACCCAUAUUGAAGGAGUUUGGGAAAAUAUGUAAUCAACCAUUUUGUAGCGGCAGCCAUCUUGGAGUUUUAAAAUAAUGAAAUACCCAGUUUUAUAAUGACUGCAGAGAUAAAGGUGAUCGUGAGAAGUAAACUGGUGAAAAGGUGAAGUAAACUGGUGAUAAAGGUGAAUCGUGAGAAGUAAACAACCACAUAGAAUUGUAUUGGUAUGUUUACAUUGCUUCUGAGGAACAGGUAUAGAUGAAGCAGAAGAUCAGGAUCACGGCUACCUAAGAUCUCCCGGACGGGGAUAAACGAUUGUCUGCUCUGUGCCUUCAAUGCUCUAGAGAGCUGAGUGCGGGCAGCAUGGAACCGGAUACAUUACCAGACAACAUGAUCUAUGUCGUGGCAGCUAUCGCAACAACCCCAUAGAUUGCUUGCUGCGAGCCCAAUGCGAUAAAGAUGCGAAUGGUGUUUUGUUGUAACAGAUAAGAAAACAGGAAAUAGUUUAAUUGCGUCAAAUCGCACGACCGAGGCGGCCAACUGACUGGGCCAUUUCGUGAGAUAACACGCUCACCAAACUUGGUUUUCAAUAAAUCGAUUGUUAAAUUCGCUGCGUGGAUUGUGGCGCCGUCCUGUUUAAAUUACAUAUUGUCCAAGUCCAUAUCAUCCAAUUCGGAACAAAAAUAUUCGGUUAUCAUUGAGAUUGAUUCCCAUUCACAGUGACAUGCCGGUCUCGAUCAUCACGGCCCAAUGACGCCGCCGGAUCAUAAACCGCACCAAACCGUAUUUUUUUCGGGAUGCAAUGGUGACUCAUGGAGUACGUGUGGAUUGCUGCCUGACCAAUAACGCAUAUUUUGCUCAUUGACGAAGCCUUCAGCUAGAAAUGAGCCUCAACGCUGAAGAUGAUUUUUCGAUGAAAAUCCGGAUCAUUUUCAAGUUGUUACUAAGCCCAAUUUACGAACAUACGACGUUUCUAGUGGUCAAGCGGCUUCAGUUCAUGCGUCAAUUUGAUCUUGUAAGGAUGUAGGCCAAGAUCUUUUCGCAAAAUUCGCCAAAACGACGUCACAGAGAUGCCCAACACUUGAGAACGACAUGUGAGAGAUUGAUUUGGGUCUUCCUCAAUUGAUGCGCUAGCGGCAGCAAUGUUCUCGACACUAAUUUAAUCAAUGUUUUUGUCAUGAGAAAAUAAUGUCAAUUUUCAUAACAUUUCAAAUUACAUUCGAAUGCCCCUCACAGCAAAUCUUCCAUUUCUACUUUUUAACGUUCGCUCAGUUGAAAAGCAGACCAGUUGAACCAGGACCAGUUAGCGAACGAUUACUGUAUUUCGCUAUUCUGUGCUAUGGUAGAUAGACAACCUAAAAUCGGCCGACAUUAUUUAAUAGUUUAUACAUUCCAUCACAAAAGGACAUGAUGAAUAACGAUAGCAAUGACCUACAUAGUAAACAUAACUGGGUAAACGCUUACUUCUCUUCAGUUCCCCAAGAAAUCAGUGCGAGUGAAAAUGAAAAUAAUAUCUAGAAAAUAAUUUCCCAAUCAGACCGGUUUACGUUAUCACAAUUUGAAUGUUGUUUGUUGACUGUUCAGUUUAGUUUUUUCUGUAGGAAAAAAAAAUUCUAUUUUAAAAAAACUGAAUAACAUACUCUCUCCAAUAGAGAAAUAUAGUAAAUAUAAAUUAAGCAACGGGAAGGCGCAUGCAAGACGAAUAGUUAAGCUGAUUUCGAUAAAAUUUGAUAAAUGACACAUUUGGGAGACAUUGACAAGAAAAAACAGGUUCAUUUAGUUGGCCAAAGAUGACAGUCCAUUUGUGCUGCACUUAAUAGUUUACUUUAUUUUUCUUAGCCAAUCAAGUACUUAUUGUCACAAAUACAAAAUAAAUGCACCACGAAACCAUUUGUUCGCAAAACAAAUUAUGUGCUGAAAUAUGUCAAAAGAAAAUCCUAUGAUGAUAGUAUGAUAAAUAGUAUACAGUAAAACACUAAAACCAUUCAAAACUGUGAAAUCGAAGUAAAGUUAAGCUUAUUCGAAUACAAGAAACGCGAAACACAUACAAAUCAUCACACAAUUUUUGUUCGUUUUCGGUUAUCUCAAGUACGGCUUGGAAUGUGUGUGAACAUAUGCGCUUUAUUCUAGUAAUAGUCGGGUACUGGGGCGCAUGCUACGCGCACAAAGUCUGCAUAUCGAACUUGUCCAUUGCUCGAUACGUUUGCU
This is a messenger RNA of Toxorhynchites rutilus septentrionalis, 9925 nucleotides long. RefSeq lists its product as uncharacterized. Lineage: Eukaryota; Metazoa; Arthropoda; Insecta; Diptera; Culicidae. The transcript has 5 exons. The coding region runs from base 1084 to 1581 and encodes 165 amino acids. Gene Ontology annotation, cellular component: endoplasmic reticulum; membrane. The record is from RefSeq and is a predicted model, not a curated record. Gene Ontology annotation, molecular function: protein-macromolecule adaptor activity.